Messenger RNA from Daphnia carinata, 4548 nucleotides. RefSeq lists its product as uncharacterized. Lineage: Eukaryota; Metazoa; Arthropoda; Branchiopoda; Diplostraca; Daphniidae. The transcript has 9 exons. The coding region runs from base 947 to 2536 and encodes 529 amino acids. Gene Ontology annotation, molecular function: catalytic activity. The record is from RefSeq and is a predicted model, not a curated record.
AUUGAUUCAUGCCUUUCUUUUGAAAAUUUCCCGUAGGCUUAGAUUCCCCCUUUUUUUUCUUAGGUUUGUGGAGAAAAACGAUUGGCCUAGGAAGUGGAUGAUAUAUCGUGCAACACUUUCUUCUAUUCGCCGACUUGGGCAGAUUACGAGAAAGGAACGCCAUUCGCCCUCGUUUCCUUUUGUUUGACCAAUUUCUCCCUUUUUUCUUCUGGGGAAUGGUAGUGCUCGAUCACCUACAAAAGUUUCACAUGCUAAGAGCCACAACGAGUCACGCGGGAUUGGAUACACGACCCAGACGGAAAAGUGUAUAGCUUAUGGAAUCGUUGCGUUGCUUCCUCUAGUUGUACUUUAUGAACAAACGGAAUGACGAACAAAAGCAAUUUAGAUUGAGCAAUGGAUGAGGCGAAUAGAGCAAAGAAAAAUGGUACGAUAAUUACUCCGUCAUAUAUGACAAUUGAUUUUCCUCCUAUUUCACGUUACGUCGACUUGCGGUCUUCAACUUGGUCGUCUGGAACGAAAAGAAAAAAAUUUUACGACGCACAAGCGAACGGUUUCAAGAGGCGAAAGACUUACUGUCCUGAAAGUUUGAAAUGGAUGCGUGUAUCGGUCUUUGUUCGUGAUCCCGUCACGAUUAAAGAUGUAACAACAACAAAAAUAAGAAAGUGAUGCCCCUAUGUCAAGAAUAAGCAAAGCAUAAAGGGCGGUGCAGUCCGCCCGUUCGUCCAGCCCUCCCCGGAAUAGGCUAUCCCGGUUACGUCAUCAUUCAACUCUUUCAGCUCGUGCCAUGCUCGUGCCAUCAUCGUGAAAUGUGGAUAUAUAAGUGCAGUUCCAUAACUUUCCGAACCACAGUCAGUAGUUUGCUUACCAACAAACACAAAGUGUUGUGCAUGUGCGUUGCUCUUUGUUCUUCCCUGCGGACUACCAUAUGGUAGUGUAAGUACUACAGAUGGUGGGAAUAAGUGAUAUCAAAGCGGAGGAAGUCAGCAGCACAAAUAUCCGCAAUCGGACAAGCAAACUCAACCGGUCAUCGGAAGCUAUGAAAUCCAUGAAAGAGAAUGGCUACGAUUCAAGUGGAGGUGGUCCUGCACAUAUAAAAAAGGGCGGUGCUACGUUACACGAAUUGGAAGACCACCAGCAGCCUGUGGAAGAGUCGUUGAAUCAAGAUAAUCAAACGUGUCAUCUUGAACGACUAAUGUUGGAAGACAACAGCAGUACGCAUAGCAAUCCCACCGAUCUUUACGAGAUGACGAUCCAUCAUCAGCCCGUACAGCAUCGUACUCCGCGUCAGCAUCAGUUACAUCCAAAGCCUCCUCAUCAUGUGGUACCAAUUGCCCUACAUAAAAAGCUCGAACAGAGUAAAGAAACACCGAAGCAGUGGGGGAAAAACAUCGAAGAAAGUAUUAACGGGAUUCUCAAAAGGUUGGAUCAACUGACCGGCGACCAUGAAACGAAUGAUGCUGGUAAGAAGAAUGCACUGGUUGCACCCCAAAUAAGAGCCGGCCAAAUCAAUCAACACCGUGAUAUGACUAGCGAACGACUUCAGCAUAAUAAAGAAAAAGAACGAAUGACAAAGCGAAUUGAAGAGCUAGAGAAGAUAGUCGAAAGGUUAACACAUGAAAAUCGGCAAUGGAAAACUCGCCUUGAAGAUUUGGUGGCGGAAAACCGACAUUUGCAGUUAGUCAAAUAUCCAGCAGACGAGCUGAAAUCUCGCUCAUCUGUUCUCAUGACGGACAUUAAAGGACGCCCUUCGGUUGUAUUGGCCGAUCCAACCGUUAAACGAAACGACGCUGCCUGGAUGUCCUUAUGGAACGUUUUGCCGCAUGUUGGUGGACCUAAUAGCAUCGAGACGAACGCUUUCCAACAACCACAUCCUGAAAUUCUUCUUCGGUGUUUACAAAUCAACUUACAGCACAAGAAAAAGGCCAUGGAGAGGACCAAACGUUUGUUGGUUGACCGCAAUAUCGAUAUUGCUUUAAUACAGGAACCAUAUGCUCUCGGAACAGGCGCGCCCGAGUUGUAUGGAGUACCGGCUGGCUAUACUGCUUUUCACAAUUUAACAGAGCACCACACAUCAGGAGCGGCAGUAAUAGCCAAGAACACGCUACGAGCCAAAAUGUGCACGUACAGUCGUAAUGAUAUUGCCGGGAUUCAACUGAGGUCGGGCAACAAAACAUAUCACUUUUAUUCCGUAUUCUGCCGACCAAGUUCGUUAAAUCUGAGUUCCACUUUGCUGCCAUUGCUGGAACAAGCGCCACCCACUUUGGUGAUUGGGAUGGAUGCCAGCGCCAAACAUCCAAAAUGGAAUAACGGCAUGGUCUAUCGGAAGAUUGAUCAGCGCGGACGGGAGCUGGAGCGACUGUUGGAUCAAUACGACAUGCAUCUGGCUAGUCCACCACUGUACAAGUUGAAGUACAUCCCGGAAAAUUAUACAUUCAUCGACGUUACAUUGGGUGGUGAAAAUAUUCAAUUUCACGAUUGGAAAUUCUGGGAAGAUUCCCUGUCCGAUCAUCCCUACGUUUUCUUUCAGGUGGAAUGAAGUAUUCAAUUUCGCACACGUCUCACAGCGGCACGAACGGCAAUCCUAGAAAUACCAGCGGGCAAUAUGAGCGUGUAGUAAACGGAUAAAGUUAUCUUCAACACCUGUUCUUAACUUAGUCAACCAUAGUCUUCAAUGUAAGUCAUUCCUCGUCUCUAUUCCUUAAUCGUAUCAUGCCGUGAAUUAUCAGUAAAAUGCAAAUAAUUUUUCAGCUGUCUGGUUAGUAUUGAAGGUUGCGUACGUAUAAUUAUAUGAUGGUUCAUUUUAGAUUACUCUGACCAGCUUAAACAAAUUUCUUCUAUACUAAUUGUUUUGUUUGAUACAAUUCUCUAUGUUUUAAUUAAAGUUGACGUUACCUUUCGUUCUUGUUCUUGGUGCGGUAAUAAUUGAGAAACACUGAACGUCGUAAUAAUUUUUAUAAUUUUAUUGAACACGAAACAGAGAAUUUUGGGAAAAGUGGUGCCGAAAAGAACAAUUUCGGGGCGAGCCAAAUGCUUAGAGAUAUUUUACAAUAUGUACACGGUAAAAUCAAACAUUAUUGAAAAUAUGAAACAGAAUUUUGAACUUUAGAUGCGAAAAGAACAAUUUUGUGGAGAGAAACUUAUAAGUACAGAAAGAUAUUUACAACACGUUACAAGGUAAGAACCCAACAUGACUGAUAAUAUCGUCCUGUGAAUUUUGAACUGUGUUGCGUCGAAAACAAUAAUUUUGCGGAUAUACAUAGGUAAGGAAAAAUAUUUACGUUAUGUACAAAAUGAGACCAUAUUUGUUUGCCUUCCUCUAUAGUAACGCACUUUCAGGAUUGAUUGACUCAUUUAAGGAGGAAACCCCCGUAAAGGUAGCCGAACAACUGGCGUGGUGGACGUUCUGCGUACUCUGCCAUCCCCACAGAAAAAUCAAGUGGGGUUCUUCUUCUGACGGCUGCAAACAUGCGUCAGACGCGACAUGCACUUUUAACGAGUAUAAGUGCAGUAUCGACAUCUCAUCACACGAAUGCAAACUUGUGCCAUGAAGAAGACGAUGGAAACAAAACCGAGAAAAGUCCCAACACACGACAGCGGACAAUUCCAUUUACGGGUUCGUCUAUCAAUCUCUUUGGUUUGUUGCUAGGAGUCAGCAUCAAGAUGAAGGAUAGGCUUUUCAGACUUUCUGCUCCUUGAAAAGGCGCAGACAGUUGCCUAAAUUUCCGCGCAACACGCACUUCUUGCUCGAUUCGUCUUCAACGAUAUCCACAAAGUAGCGGGUCCACAAUUGCUUCUUUCGCUGGGGUGUAAGCCGUCCUAAGGACGCAAAAGGAAUCUCGACGAGGGAGGGUAGAGAUUCGACAAUUUGCUUGGCCACGGUGCGGCGCCCUUCGUUGUUUCCUUGUGUAAUCGUAACUCGGAUUUGACCGUGAGGCCCUCUUGGAGGCGUAACCAUGAUCUUUACGCCAUGCGACUUCUGGAAUGCCUUGACGUGUUUUCCUUCCUUGCCGAUAAUCUGGCCGUAGUAUUGCGAAGCAAUGUUCAGCAGCUGAUAGCUUCCAGAUAGUUCGUGCUCAACGACUGCGUUGAUGACCUUAAAGGCACAAGACGUCACGUUAGAUGGUGCCUCCUGUUUGGCUGGUGGUGAUGCCACAGGUUUCAACUCCUCAGCGAGUUGUUGAUUUGGGCUGAUGGUAUCCUGAAGUUCACCUGACGAAUCCAUGACGAUCGUAUAUCCUUGAAUAUCUUGAUUCCUAAAGCGGAUAUCCAUACAUGGAAACACGGGAACUUGUGGUUCACGAGCAACCUUUUCACGGCGUGGAGCAGCCUCUUGCACGAGUGGAGGAGUAGCGACGUCCUGCGCGUCAUCUUGGGAAGAUGGCUUUGCAGAUUCGUCAACAACCUCAGUCUGUUCAUCACGAGCGUGCAAUACGGGCAACGUUUCAUUCUCGAGAGCAGCAUCAGGUUCCUCCGAUUCCGAAGUCACGAGAGUCGAUCUGCUCUGUUCUUGGACGAUCAUUUCCAAUUGCGCAAGCUUGUUGCUCUGGC